This is a messenger RNA of Lethenteron reissneri (Far Eastern brook lamprey), 3309 nucleotides long. RefSeq names its product zinc finger protein 239-like. Lineage: Eukaryota; Metazoa; Chordata; Hyperoartia; Petromyzontiformes; Petromyzontidae. Gene Ontology annotation, biological process: regulation of transcription by RNA polymerase II. Gene Ontology annotation, molecular function: RNA polymerase II cis-regulatory region sequence-specific DNA binding; DNA-binding transcription factor activity, RNA polymerase II-specific. The record is from RefSeq and is a predicted model, not a curated record.
AUUACCUCAUCGGCGUGAAACGCCAGGGGGAGGUGUACCUUGCUAGUGACGUCAUGUCACCAAGGUAUUCACACCCCGUUCAACGCGCCAUUGAGCGUGACGUCGCCUCUGCCUGGGUCACUUCCGUUAUCUGUUCAAGAACUAUCCUUAUUUGGGCAAAGCAACACCCAGUGACUGGCGGCUCAUUAACAUAAUAUAUUCGUGAAAGCCGUCUCGAGUUCGUUGUGACCGGUUCGGCAUCCACGCCCCAUCCCUCCACGUUUGGGCCAGGCUCAUUAACAUAAUUUAUUAAGUUACAGAGCCGCUCAUUGUGGGAGGAGAGUGUCUUGUACCACGCAAGUGACGUCAUGUCACCUGCUACCGCGUGACGUCACGAGGUAACGUAAAGUUGCCGCUCCGUGCGGGAACUGAAAUCCGAGGCCACGCCCGCUUGAGCUGCUGUACCGCUCUUGUUUUCAGAAGAGACCUGCCCACAACAACAAUAACAACAAGCUGUCGCUUCCUCUGCAGAAUUGGUCUGAUGGAGCAAAGACACUCGGCGCGGCUUAGUGCAAAAAGGCAACAAUGCGACCGGUGUACAUACAGCACGGAUCAUCCUGAACAUUUUACACAGCACCAGAGAACUCACACAGGAGAGAAACCCUUCAAGUGCAGUGUGUGUGGGAAGGCGUUUGCACAUUCAUCUGCUCUUGUAGAACACCACAGAACACACACGCGAGAGAAACCCUUCAAGUGCAGUGUGUGUGGGAAGGCGUUUGCAUGUUCAUCAGAUCGUCAUUUACACCGGAGAACACACACGGGAGAGAAACCCUUCAAGUGCAGUGUGUGUGGGAAGGCGUUUGCACGUUCAUCUGAUCUUAAAAAACACCAGAGAACACACACGGGAGAAAAACCUUUCAAGUGCAGAGUGUGUGGGGAGGUGUUUGCACAGUCAUCACAUCUUCAUGUACACCAGAGAACACACACGGGAGAGAAACCCUUCAAGUGCAGUGUGUGUGGGAAGGCGUUUGCACUUUCAUCUACUCUUGUAAAACACCAGAGAACACACACGGGAGAGAAACCCUUUAAGUGCAGUGUGUGUGGGAAAGCGUUUGCACGUUCAUCUGCUCUUGUAACACACCAGAGGACACACACGGGAGAGAAACCCUUCAGGUGCACUCUGUGCGGGAUAGCGUUUGCACAGUCAGCACAUCUUCAAAGACACCAGAGAACACACAAGCAUCAGAAUAUCCACCAGGAGUGGAGUCUGAAAUCAGCUUAUGAAAGUCAAAGUUCCGCAAUGAGCCCAUCCCUCAUGAAACAAGAACCGGAAGAAAAUCCCAGCUUGGAAACUUUUAAAGGUAUCGAGGUGAAAUAUGAAGAGGUGAAGAGGAAAUGUGAAGAAGUGAUGGUGAAGAGCGAAGAAGUGAAGGUAAAAUGUGAAGAUGAAGAUUCAACUCCAAAAUCGGAUCUUCACAUCGAUGGAGGCAACGUGAAGCAGGAGGAGAAUUCUGACUGUGAGACAGAGCGAGGCAACUCCCAGCAGUUUGUGGAAGUGGAGGUGUGGGUGGACUUCCUCUGAGACAAUACAAAGUCAAAUGGAGACCCGGUAGAUGUGUAAGCUUCAGACGAUGCCACUCCAAUAGACGCACCUUUGUCACAGGCCUUUAAUGACAAGAAUGUGAAGUUGAACACUCAGUUCCUAGGUUCAACCUGCAGGGUAAGAGCGGCCAUCUUUGUGGACCUGUGUGUUGGGUAGAUCUCUAACCAGGAGCGAGAGCCAAUAAGCUCCCAAGCAUUCACUAUGUUAUGAAUUGCAUUUAUGUUGUGCUUGCUUAAUUGCCUCGGCAUUUCAGAGUUUUGUAUCGUAUCUCAUUUCUAACACUCGAAGAGCAUCCCCAAGUAGCAGCUGCCCCUGUGUGGCACAAGGUGGUGGCCCUGCACUGGCCUGCAUGUGGACAAGAGCCUAUCAGUAGGGGCGAUGGUUGAUGUGACAUCUCAGUUGUGGAGUUUGUAGGUGAUGUUUAGAAUUUGCUAAAUUUUUACCCAGAUGCCAGCAUGCAAUGGCCGACUGGUUUUGAAUGGUGCAUUCGUAUGUUGUACAUACAAUGUUAAGCAGAUGGUGCGUAUUUUUAAAAAUUAGCUUCUUGUUAAUAGGCUGUAACCUAAUGCAGUAUAUUUCGGUGCAGUAAUUCAAUUUUGUUCAUAUGCCUGUCAAUAAUUUAGAAUGAAUACUUGUCUGAUGGUGUGCGUACAUGUAACAUUUUGUUCAUAAGGGUCAAACAUUUAUUAAGUGAUGUUAGGACAAAGUGUUUGUUUUGCAAGUAACCUGUACAGAUAACUCAGGUGAGACCCGUUGUUCUUGUGAUACAGGUCAAAGGGUAUUUUUGUGUUUUCAGGAAACAUCUCUCUCUGGAGCAACUCAUUGUCUUUGAAAUAGGAAGCACACUCGGAUCAUUCAUCAGUUAUAAGGCAUACCACUCAAAAGUUACACGUAGAGAAGAUACAUUCUCUACAACACGAAUUCUAAUUUUGUAUUGUUGACGUAGAUUGUCGAAUUAGGACGAGAAAUGGUCCAUGCUGAUUAACGUCUGGAUGUUGGCAACCACGGGUUGAAGCAAGCCUGACCGCCUGCAGUGCCCCUCACAACCAUUUACGGCCUUGGGCCAGGAAAGUCACAAAAAAAACGACGCAUCCACGCAAGCUCCUGAUGCUUCGUUUUGAAGUUUUAAAAUGAAACAACUUUGAAUUGUAUAUUGUUUUGCAUUUGAUAAUUGCAUUAAUUAAAAGCUGAUAUCAUUUUACAUUUGGAAGCUUAUUAAUUGAAAACGACAUUUGGUGUGAAUUUUCUCGUCGUUAAGUAGAUGGCCUUGCCGGGGGUUCGGUUCGAUGCGGAAUUUCACCUGGUUGGGAUCGCGGGAUCGAGAUGAGGCGACACAGAGCUGGCCGUGCGAGAAGACCGCCGUCUGCAGAUCGAUUCCAACGCGAUCGAACGUCUGUCCCUGCGCCUCCGUCGUUCAUGCAGGGGACGCGUAGGUUUGCAGCGCCCCCUGCAUGAAAACGACGAAAAGUGCAGCGUUAGUCACAGAUAAAGUUGUGCGCUUAUAUAAAAGAGUAUCGCCAGUGGGUUUUCAAAGUACCUUCGUCUUACAGAUAUCUAUUUCUCGUGAGCCCACCGCAUUAAAACAAUGCUCAGCUGAGCGAGGCGAGCCCCGGGGUAGGGAGUAGCUCACGUGACUUCUGCCGUGACAAUGUCUGGAUGUUUUCACCUGAGGAGGACCGCUCGUGUUGCGAUCGAAGCGUCGUGAUUUAUUUUAUUUUUUCUACCUA